Podospora anserina S mat+ is the source of this 303-nucleotide messenger RNA. RefSeq lists its product as uncharacterized. The record is from RefSeq and is a predicted model, not a curated record. The coding region runs from base 1 to 303 and encodes 100 amino acids. Lineage: Eukaryota; Fungi; Ascomycota; Sordariomycetes; Sordariales; Podosporaceae. The transcript is spliced from 2 exons.
AUGCAAUCCAAAGCUCUUAUUCUGCUCCUGACCGGCCUUGUGGCUGCUGUUUCGGGUGCCGCGGCGCCAGCCAACGAAGUCGAAAUCAUUGAGGAGUCUACCGGACCUCUGAAUGCUAGACAGGCAGACAUCACCUGGCAGGCUACUGGAGGCUGCAAGACUGAUUGGGCCAACCGUUGCAAUGCUGCCUGCCGCGGUGAGGCUUCGCAGCGAUCUUACUCCUGCACCAGCAUCAAGUCCCGCAUCUGGCGUCAAAGCUGCGUCUUUGGCUGGAGCGUGUGUGAUUGCACCUGUGUCCGCUAG